This is a messenger RNA of Dovyalis caffra, 1344 nucleotides long. NCBI's taxonomy places the organism in Eukaryota, Viridiplantae, Streptophyta, Magnoliopsida, Malpighiales, Salicaceae. The record is from the annotation of a GenBank genome assembly.
AUGGCGGGAACGAUCCAAACCCUAAUUCUCACUACUCAAUCCACCCAAACCCCGUCGUUCCGCCACCAGAGCCUAAAAUUUCCGGCAAUUCGUACCACUGCAUACUCCUCUCGCUCUGUCUAUUUCAAUCAUAGCCGUUCGAUUUCAUUUCCCCAUAGAAUCAGAGCUAACCAACGACCCGAUCAGGCAAAUGGCAAUGAAAGUGGAGGUGCAAAAGCUUUAAGGAAAUCCUUGUUGGAUUUUACAGAGAAUAAUUUUCUCCCCUUAGCACUUAUUGGUGGAGUAGUGUUAGGGCUUACAAAUCCUACUCUUGGUUGUUUAGCUGAUAAAUAUUAUUUGUCGAAAUUCAGCACGUUUGCGAUAUUUAUUACCUCGGGUUUGACAUUGCGAAAUGGGGAGAUCGGUGAUGCUAUAGAAGCUUGGCCUGUUGGAGUUCUUGGGCUUUGCUCUAUUUUAUUAUUUACACCAUUCUUCUCAAAGAUAAUUUUGCAAAUUCAACUCCAACCUCAGGAGUUUGUAACAGGUUUGGCUUUAUUUUGCUGUAUGCCGACUACUCUAUCGAGUGGAGUGGCUCUAACCCAGCGGUCUUCAUAUGCAGCUUGCUGGGGGAAUUCUGCGCUAGCUCUUGCGAUGACAGUGAUAUCAAAUCUUUUAGGAAUUUUGAUUGUAAGUUCCACUAACAAGAUUGAAGCUUGUAGUGAACCUGUCAUAUCCAAUGCUUCUCACUCAGUUCUUCUAGCCAGUGCUGAAUUUGAUCUUUAUGUCACUUCUCAGGUUCCAUUUUCUAUUUCCAGAUUCAUAGCUGCUGGAGUUGGUGUGUCUGUUCCAACCAAGCAACUGCUUAGAAGUCUUGUUAUCACACUUUUAAUUCCUCUUAUUUUGGGGAAGGUUUUUCGAGAAUCCUUCAAAAGUUUAGCAGAUUAUGUUGAUCAAAAUCGUAAGCUCUUUUCAAAGAUGAAUGCAAUUUUCCUUAGUUUAGUUCCAUUUAUACAAGUGAGCAGGUCGAGGUCAUUGCUUCUAAUGGUCAAGCCCUCUGUUUUUCUUGUUGCUAUUGGGAUGGGAGGGCUUUUGCAUCUCAUCCUCUUAGCUUUUAAUGCUCUCGCUAUACAAGGCCUCUCAGCUGUCUCUAGUACCAACCAUUUAGCUUCUGCCAAGGAAAAAAAUGCAGUUGCUUAUGUGCUUGUUGCAAGCCAGUGGUUUAUUUUGCAUUACUACGAUGCCUGUGAGAAAACUCUUCCUGUUAUGGUAGCAGUAGUAGAGCAGCUGGGUGGUGCGUUUGGUGAAUCUGGUUUGCUGGUUCUUCCUUGUGUUGCUGCACAUUUAAAUCAGGUUUUGCAUGUUUGA